AUGGAUAAUGUUCUAGUUGAAGCUCUUGUAAAGGAAGAUGAUAUAGGUAAUCGGGUGAAUGGUACAUUCACUUCGCAAGCAUAUGUGAACAUGAUUGCAGGGUUGAGUAAAGAGUUUAACAAGCCUAUUACAAAAGAUCAACUUAAAAACAGAAUGAAAACUUUAAAAUGUAAUUUUAGUAAAUGGUAUGAUAUGUAUCGGGGUACUUCGUUGAGUGGGUUCUCAUGGAAUUCUCAAACAAAACACAUUGAAGCAAAGGAGGAAAUAUGGGAGCAAUUAAUUAAAGCGAACCCUGAAGCAGCCGCAUUCAGGACCAAAGAUAUUUUAAAUUACAGUCAGUUGGAGAUGUUAUUUUCAGAUGAUAGAGCAUCGGGAUCAAAAGCGGAAACAACAAAAGAAAAAAACGCCCGGUUAAGCAAAUCCAAAGAAAUUAAAAUAAAAAAAAUUGCUGAUGUGGAAAAACUAAUGGCAAAUAAGGAGGUAAGUUUGGAGAACGUACACAAAGAUGAUGAUGAGGACAUUCAAAUAGUGUCAGCAACAGAUGUUUCACCUGAUGGGAGUUCAAAAGCAAAGAAGCUGAAGAGUAAAAAAAGAAAACUAGAAAGCAAACUUCAAGAUGAAGAUGAAGUAGUAGCUGAAACUGAACCUGAACCUCAACAGAAUCUUUUGAACACAAUAUUGUGCAAACAUUUAAAGAAAUCGUUGAUGUUACGAGGGAAGGGAACAAAUCUCGUGACUAUAGAGGUGAGGAAAUCGAGAAAGAGUUAA
Messenger RNA from Lactuca sativa (garden lettuce), 768 nucleotides. The record is from RefSeq and is a predicted model, not a curated record. NCBI's taxonomy places the organism in Eukaryota, Viridiplantae, Streptophyta, Magnoliopsida, Asterales, Asteraceae.